AUGGCGGGGCUGGGGCAGGGGCAGGGGGGUGCGGGGAAGCCGCCGCUGCUGGUGAAAAUCGUGAUGGCCGGGGAGUCCUGCGUGGGGAAGACCUCCAUCGUGCGGAGGUACACGGAGCCCGGCUCGCCGCCCGCCGGGGCUCCCACCUCCUCCUACUUGGCCACGAUCGGCAUUGAUUUUAAAGUAAAGCCAGUAACGUUUAAUGGUACAAGAGUGAAACUUCAAAUAUGGGAUACUGCUGGCCAGGAACGAUUCCAUACACUCAGUACUAGCUAUUUUCGUGGUGCACAAGGCUUUGUUCUUGUAUAUGACAUCACAAAUCUGGACAGUUUUCAAAGUAUAACAAGCUGGAUGAAAGACAUACAUGAGAAAACAGGUGAUGAAGUGGACAUAAUACUGUUGGGCAACAAGUGUGAUAAGGAGUCAGAACGUGUAGUUCCAAAACAGAAAGGAGAAAAGCUUGCUUGGGAACAUGGAAUACCCUUUUUUGAAACCAGUGCUAAAGAUAAUGUGAACAUUGAGGAUGCAUUCUCAGUCUUGACUAAGGAAAUACUGGAAAAGAAAUCCUGUGUAUUAUAUGACUUAGAUGUUGUGGCUCUAAAUGAAAGUAAGAAGAGAACCUGCUGUGCAUUCUGAAAUACUGUUUCUUAUUCCAUUUUCUCUUCAGAAAAUAUUAACUAUUGCAAAGGAACAUACAAGGUUUUAAAAGUGAGCCUGUAAUCCCAAAACACAGUAUUUAGGCAUCCUUUGUAUUACACAAACUUUGUUGCCAAAUGUUUUGAUACGUUUAUAUUAUAUUUUCGUAUUUUUAGUGUGAAGUUAAAACAGUUAUCUGACUUUGGAAUUAUUAGAUGCAUCACAGGAUGACUGCAUUUGCAUACAAAUGUUUGCAGAAAUGAAAUCUAAGUGUACUAAUUUUCUCUUAUUAAAAAAAAUUUA
This is a messenger RNA of Gymnogyps californianus (California condor), 939 nucleotides long. Its product is annotated as ras-related protein Rab-10-like. Gene Ontology annotation, biological process: cellular response to insulin stimulus. Gene Ontology annotation, cellular component: recycling endosome; Golgi apparatus; insulin-responsive compartment. Lineage: Eukaryota; Metazoa; Chordata; Aves; Accipitriformes; Cathartidae. The record is from RefSeq and is a predicted model, not a curated record. The coding region runs from base 1 to 636 and encodes 211 amino acids. The transcript has 6 exons. Gene Ontology annotation, molecular function: GTPase activity; GTP binding.